Molecule: messenger RNA, 384 nt
Organism: Suncus etruscus (white-toothed pygmy shrew)
Lineage: Eukaryota; Metazoa; Chordata; Mammalia; Eulipotyphla; Soricidae
Product: DNA-directed RNA polymerase II subunit RPB4-like
Exons: 1
Coding region: 1-384 (127 amino acids)
Biological process (GO): nuclear-transcribed mRNA catabolic process, deadenylation-dependent decay; transcription initiation at RNA polymerase II promoter; positive regulation of translational initiation
Cellular component (GO): RNA polymerase II, core complex; P-body
Molecular function (GO): translation initiation factor binding; nucleotide binding
Source: RefSeq, a predicted model, not a curated record
AUGGCGGCUGGCAGUUGUGACCCGUGUACUGGCAACUUGGAAGAUGCUUCCCAGGUCAUCUUUCCCAAAGGGUUUCAAACAGCCGUGACUCUUCUAAAUCCAGAAGUUCUUCAUCUGCUUUUGGAGCAUCAGAAGCUGCAGAACGAGAGUGUUGAGAAUGAACAUAACUUCCCUUGGUCUUCAAAUAAACGUUCCACUCUACAGCCGGUUUCAGUCGUUUCACAGACCGUUGCCAGUGUUCGUCCUUUCUUGCUACAGAAAAAGCUUCGCGAGUUUGAGCUGGCAUGUUUGGCCACCCUUUGCCCAGGAACUGCUGAGGAGUCCAAGGCUCUGAUCCCAAGCCUCGAGAGCGGUUUGAAGAUAAGAGCUCCAACAGAUUCUUGA